CAUGAUUUUCUAUAACACUGUCUAUAACAUUGACAUACCAGAUCGUUUAAACUAACCGGUAAUGAGAUUUGUCUUGAAACAUGGAGGAAUUUAUUAAGAUUUUCGGUGGCACGUGGAUAUACGAAAAUGGUGAAAAUAUUGAAGAAUCUUUAAGAGGAUUAAAAACACCAGAAAAUAUGAUAGCAUUUCUCGCAAACAGCAAACCGACGAUGACAAUCGAACAAAGAGGGGACUCAAUCUUCCACAGAACAGAAGUAGCACCGGGAGCUUAUCUUGAUAUCACUUAUCAGCUAGAUAAAGAAUUUGAUGCUAAAGAUCCCAACGACCCGCCAUCGUAUCAUAAUAAAGCAUUAGUAACAUUCAACAACGGACGGGCAGAGUUCACGAACCGGACUCAGUUGCCUAAUGCAGAAGAUAAUUUUACGGUAUUUACCGUAUCUGGGGACAAGCUUACCUCGGAAACAACCGGGCUUGAAGGAAAUAAAAAGAAAGGCGUUGUAGGUCGAAGGUUUUAUAUAAAGAAGAAAUAAAAUGACAAAUUCCUACAAAAGUGGCGAAAUAUAACUUCUUCCAUGUUGUUUACAUUUUAGAGAUUAAAUUAUAGUUCUUUAAAACAUACAUAUCAUGAUAGCUAAAGCUAGCAAAAGAUUUAUCCAACAGCAGCUGCUAUCAUAUAAUAUAUGUAUGAUAGUCGAGAACAUUAAUGAAGUGACUAGGUAAAUUACAUGUAAACAUCUUUAGAGAUUAAGACGUAUAUGACAUUAUGAUUAAUCAGGGCUUUUCAAAUAGUUUUUGAAAAACCUUGAAUUAAUAAAGAAUAUUUUACAAA
Molecule: messenger RNA, 829 nt
Organism: Ruditapes philippinarum (Manila clam)
Lineage: Eukaryota; Metazoa; Mollusca; Bivalvia; Venerida; Veneridae
Exons: 4
Coding region: 81-530 (149 amino acids)
Source: RefSeq, a predicted model, not a curated record